Molecule: messenger RNA, 1557 nt
Organism: Pyrus x bretschneideri (Chinese white pear)
Lineage: Eukaryota; Viridiplantae; Streptophyta; Magnoliopsida; Rosales; Rosaceae
Product: UDP-galactose/UDP-glucose transporter 4
Exons: 7
Coding region: 405-1451 (348 amino acids)
Biological process (GO): transmembrane transport
Cellular component (GO): endoplasmic reticulum membrane; Golgi membrane
Molecular function (GO): transmembrane transporter activity
Source: RefSeq, a predicted model, not a curated record
AUUAACAGACCAGUGACCAAAAACCAAACUGACCCCCCAAAUCCAUCAAAUCUCUCCCCUUUGACAAACCAAAUUGCACACACACUAACCCUUCAAAUCCUCCAAAUUCUACCGUGAUUCUUGGGGUGGAAAAACCCUUCAAACCAUCCUCUUUUCAAAGCCCUCAAAAGCCUCAUUGCUAGGUGCUACCUUCCCUUUCGAAGAGGCAGAGAGAAAGAGGAGGAGAGUUGAAAAUUCGUACACUCUCUCUCUCUCUUUCUCUCUCCUAUACUUUUUUUCUCCAUCCAAAAGACCGACCCUUUUCAUAAAAACUUGAGCUUUGCAGUAUAAAAGCUGGAAAGCUCUUGGAUUUGUGAUUUAUCAGAGGUUGGAGUUUUCUGGGUUUUGAUUGGAUUGUGGGGAAGAUGAAGAACGAGGACGACGAGAGGUUCUUGUUUGGGAUUUCACUAUCUGAUCGGCCGAGGUGGCAGCAGUUCAUCAUUUGCUCUUCUGGCUUCUUCUUUGGUUACCUUGUCAAUGGCAUCUGCGAGGAAUACGUGUAUAAUCGUCUUGAAUUCAGCUAUGGAUGGUACUUCACUUUUGUACAAGGGUUUGUGUAUAUUGCGCUAAUGUACCUUCAAGGCUUCACCCCUAAGAAAAUGGUGAAUCCAUGGAAGACGUAUGUGAAGCUCUCCGCCGUUCUUAUGGGUUCUCAAGGACUGACCAAGGGAUCCUUGGCAUGGCUUAAUUACCCUGCACAGAUAAUGUUCAAAUCCACAAAGGUACUACCGGUGAUGGUGAUGGGUGCAUUUGUUCCGGGAUUGAGAAGGAAAUACCCGAUUCAGGAAUACAUCUCGGCAAUGCUUCUAGUAAUUGGUUUGAUCCUUUUCACCUUAGCAGAUGCAAAAACUUCUCCCAAUUUUAGCAUGGCUGGUGUGAUAAUGAUAUCUGGUGCUCUAAUCAUGGAUGCCUUUUUGGGUAACUUGCAAGAAGCAAUUUUUACCUUGAAUCCUGGUACCACACAGACAGAGAUGUUGUUCUGCUCAACAGUAGUUGGGUUGCCAUUUUUGCUUCCACCCAUGAUUCUUACAGGAGAAUUGGUUAAGGCCUGGAAUUCUUGUUCUGAGCAUCCUUAUGUGUACGGGGUUUUAGUGUUUGAAGCCCUAGCGACAUACGUUGGACAAGUAUCUGUGCUAUCCCUCAUUGCCCUUUUCGGAGCUGCCACCACUGCUAUGAUUACAACGGCUAGAAAGGCGGUCACAUUGUUGCUGUCAUACAUGAUAUUUACAAAGCCCUUGACAGGCCAACACGGGACAGGGCUGCUGCUGAUAGCCAUGGGAAUCACAAUUAAGAUGCUUCCCGAAAACAAAGUCCCCGGUCGGAGUGUGAUCUCUCAUACUGUUGCCAAAUAUGCAAAAUCUUUCAAACUGGGGAAGAGGAAAACAGAAAAUGAAACCGAAGAGUUUCAAUAAAGAUGUAUACAAUAAUGAUCUAUACAUAUGAAGGAGUAUACAAUACUGAUGUAUUUGGUGAAUCAAAGACCACGGUCUAAUAACGAACUGUUCUAAUUAGUUGAUA